AUGAUAGCUGGAACAUCAUACCAUAGGGCCCAGCUCAACGCCCAUAUCGCCAGCAUGUGCACCGAGGGUGUCGUGGACGAGGACACAUUCAAGGAGCUGCGGGACGAGGGCACCGCCGUCGAGGUCUCCCGCCUCUUCAUCUACGACGCCUCCGAGAUCAUCGGUGACAUCGACAUCCUGAUGUCCGCCCCCACGCCAUCUAUCAUCUCUCCCUCUGCUCUCUAUCUCGGGGGGGAGCCCGAAGUGGACUUUGACGAGGUGGAAGCCCUGACGCAGCAGCUCAUGUGGUGCACCUCCAGGUGA
Messenger RNA from Triticum dicoccoides, 303 nucleotides. RefSeq lists its product as uncharacterized. Gene Ontology annotation, biological process: phosphorelay signal transduction system. Lineage: Eukaryota; Viridiplantae; Streptophyta; Magnoliopsida; Poales; Poaceae. Bases 1 to 303 code for a protein of 100 amino acids. The transcript has 3 exons. The record is from RefSeq and is a predicted model, not a curated record.